Microthlaspi erraticum is the source of this 1959-nucleotide messenger RNA. Lineage: Eukaryota; Viridiplantae; Streptophyta; Magnoliopsida; Brassicales; Brassicaceae. The record is from the annotation of a GenBank genome assembly.
AUGGGGCUCUGUCAUGGCAAACCAAUCGAACAACAAUCGAAGAGCCUCCCAAUCUCAAUCGAAACCGAUGAGAAGAAGACACCUCAGCAAGCGAAAUCAUCAUCAAAGUUUCCGUUUUACAGCCCUAGCCCAUUACAUAGCUUCUUCAAAACCUCACCUGCUGUGUCCUCCUCAUCGAGCGUGAGCUCCACGCCACUUCGCAUCUUCAAGCGACCUUUCCCACCUCCAUCACCGGCCAAGCACAUACGAGCUUUCCUCGCGCGCCGUUACGGCUCCGUCAAGCCCAACGAAGCCUCUAUCCCUGAAGGCAGCGAGUGUGACGUUGGACUCGACAAGAAGUUCGGCUUCUCUAGGCAGUUUGCUUCACACUACGAGAUUGACGGUGAGGUGGGUCGAGGGCAUUUUGGGUAUACUUGCUCUGCUAAAGGGAGAAAAGGCAGCUUGAAAGGUCAGGAUGUGGCUGUCAAAGUUAUUCCCAAAUCCAAGAUGACUACGGCAAUUGCAAUUGAGGAUGUGAGAAGAGAAGUAAAGAUAUUGAGUGCUUUGACUGGUCACAAGAACCUAGUCCAGUUCUAUGACGCCUUUGAAGAUGAUGAAAAUGUUUACAUUGUCAUGGAGUUAUGCAAAGGCGGUGAACUCUUGGACAAAAUACUUCAAAGGGGAGGCAAAUACUCAGAAGAAGAUGCUAAAAAAGUAAUGGUUCAGAUUCUUAGUGUAGUAGCCUACUGUCACCUUCAAGGCGUUGUUCACCGUGAUCUUAAACCUGAGAAUUUUCUCUUCUCUACUAAAGAUGAGACUUCUCCUCUAAAAGCCAUCGAUUUUGGUCUCUCUGACUAUGUCAGGCCAGAUGAGAGGUUGAAUGAUAUUGUUGGAAGUGCUUAUUACGUGGCUCCUGAAGUGUUACAUCGUACAUAUGGAACUGAAGCAGACAUGUGGAGUAUUGGAGUGAUUGCUUAUAUACUUCUCUGUGGUAGCCGACCCUUUUGGGCCCGCUCUGAGUCUGGAAUCUUCCGGGCUGUUCUUAAAGCCGAACCUAAUUUCGAAGAAGCUCCUUGGCCAUCUCUCUCACCUGACGCUGUAGAUUUUGUGAAGCGUUUGCUGAACAAAGAUUACCGUAAGAGACUAACUGCUGCACAGGCUUUGUGCCAUCCGUGGCUGGCUGGUUCACAUGAAUUAAAGAUACCAUCUGAUAUGAUCAUAUACAAACUCGUAAAAGUGUAUAUAAUGUCGUCUUCUUUGAGAAAAUCGGCUUUAAUGUCUCUUGCCAAAACGUUAACUGUACCGCAACUAACUUAUCUGAGGGAGCAAUUUAAUCUGUUGGGACCAAGCAAAAACGGAUAUAUCUCAAUGCUAAAUUACAAAACAGCGAUCCUGAAGAGCUCGACAGAGGCUAUAAAGGAUUCUAGAGUCUUGGAUUUUGUAAACAUGAUUAGUUGUCUUCAGUACAAGAAACUAGACUUUGAAGAGUUUUGCGCUUCGGCUCUAAGUGUUUAUCAGCUAGAAGCAAUGGGGACUUGGGAGCAACACGCACGGCGUGCGUAUGAGUUGUUUGAGAAGGAUGGGAACAGAGUCAUCAUGAUCGAAGAACUUGCUUCGGAACUUGGACUCGGUCCAUCGGUGCCUGUUCAGGAAACCCGAGAGGAGCUCGUGAUCAAACCGACUGUUGCAGAGCUACCACAUUGUCCGAUGAAAGUUGCAGCCCCUGGCGUUGUGCGGCAAAUUUUACGUGUGGAGCUCGAGCAGUCCAUUGAUGGCCUCCAAAGCCGAGACGCAGCAUCUCUGCCUCUCUGGAUCAGCUCAACGAAUGUAGGCUUUCCUCCGCCACGUCACUUCUGUAUGCUGCCUGAGACGCUCACGUGGCCGUUCUUCAGAUCGGAUCUUCUGUGUUUAACCGUCGCGAGGAUUAGUAUUUUUCUUCUUCUUCUCCUUCGUCUUUAUCAUAGCAUUGCUCACUCUUGA